CGGUCUGUUAGUUGUCAGCUGACAGCCCAUUCAAUUGGACCUGCUCCACGGCGCGGAUUUCGAUUGAGCUUUUCCCUGACAUACGUUCAAAAAAAAUCAAGUAAUUUAUUUUUUAUUUAGCAAAUUACACAUCGAUUGUAAUUGCAAACAAAAAGUAAACCGAUUGGAAGUCGUGAGUGAAAUUAAACUGGAAAAUCUUGUAAAACCUAGUGCGCAUUAGGAAAAACUGCGGAAAUCUAGACACUGUCGCCGGGUUUAAUUGUAAGAAUAAACAAACACAUCCAAUAUGACAAACAUGCGGCCACCGCAGAAAUCCAAGUUGCUGAAGGUCGUCAUACUGGGCGAUGGCGGGGUGGGAAAAUCCGCCCUGCUCACCCGCUUCGUUUCGAACCGUUACGAGGAAAACAAUUUCCACACCAUCGGCGUGGAAUUCAUGAACAAGGACAUAGUCGUCGACGGCGAGCGCUUCACAUUGCAGAUAUGGGAUACGGCUGGGCAGGAGCGAUUCCGGGCCUUGCGAACACCUUUCUACAGGGGAUCGGACAUCUGCCUGCUGUGCUACGCCCUCGACGACCGGGACAGCUUGAAGGGAUUGAGUCUCUGGCGGAACGAGUUCCUCAACUACGCGGACGUUAACCAGGACAAGUUCCCCUUCAUCGUGGUGGGAAAUAAGAACGACAUCCCAGAGCAGAAGCGGCAGGUGAGCUUCGAGGGAGUGCAGCAGUGGUGUGCCGAGCAGAAGAUCGCCUGCCACAUCACGACGUCCUCGAAGGCGGCCAACAAUGUGACCGAUGCCUUCGUCCUUGGCCUCCGCCAGUGGCGGCACAUGGAGUGCGUGGCGGAGGCGGAGCUGCGCCAGCAGGGCGACACCAUUGACCUCACCAGCCCCAUUCGCCUGGUGCAGCGUCGCAUCUGUUGCACAGGCGGCGGCGGAGGAGCAGGGGACGAGGGUCAGGAGGAUGAUGCCGCCAUGCAAAGUCCGGGAAAGAAAAUGUUCGGUCAAAAGCGCAACGCCGCGAAGGCGCCAGCCACCAAUUACAGGCUAUGAGCAGGCAGACUGGAGCUGUCAGGGAGCUUACGCUUAAUUUAACCACUCACCCCACCGGGUUGGCCUUCACUCUCAAUGCAUUCCACUGAAACCCAUUCCAGUCCGAGGAAGGGGAAAGUGCCUCAGACCAAAAAGUAAUCAGUGGGUGUUGUUAGCAUUCACAGCGAUUACCCUGAUAUGAUGAUAUUCUAAAACAAACUUUGCUUUUAAACGAACUACUUAAGAGCGAACCGCACUGUAUAACAGUUAGCAUAUGAUUUAAGGCGAAAUUAGGUUAUGUUAUAACAGCGAAUACUUUCCCUGAAAAUUACCACUAAAUUAUUAUUUGGUCUUCUAUAAUUAGACAAUUUGGAGUAAUUUUGGCAUUCGUUGUAAAACUGUUAUACAGUAUAGAUAAGUUUACCCAUUUAAAAGUGUUAUACUGUAUAACAGCAAGAGAAGUGUCUUGGAACAAACAAGCUUACAGUGUCUUUUAUAGUCUAUACAAUUUUAGCAACUUUUGGAUAUGCAUUACCUAAACAAGAAUAUUUACAAGAAAUAUCUAAACUGUUAUAUUUGGAAAUGCUUUAGAUUUAAACAUUUAGCCAGGGAAUAAUAACAUUUCCUGGUAAAAAGAAUAAAAGGACAACGAACGUCUA
Molecule: messenger RNA, 1686 nt
Organism: Drosophila biarmipes
Lineage: Eukaryota; Metazoa; Arthropoda; Insecta; Diptera; Drosophilidae
Gene: Rab9
Product: ras-related protein Rab-9B
Exons: 3
Coding region: 287-1048 (253 amino acids)
Biological process (GO): retrograde transport, endosome to Golgi
Cellular component (GO): late endosome; lysosome; phagocytic vesicle
Molecular function (GO): GTPase activity; GTP binding
Source: RefSeq, a predicted model, not a curated record